Messenger RNA from Micropterus dolomieu (smallmouth bass), 5223 nucleotides. RefSeq names its product Ras and Rab interactor-like (gene rinl). The transcript has 12 exons. The record is from RefSeq and is a predicted model, not a curated record. Gene Ontology annotation, cellular component: endocytic vesicle; cytosol. Lineage: Eukaryota; Metazoa; Chordata; Actinopteri; Centrarchiformes; Centrarchidae. Gene Ontology annotation, biological process: vesicle-mediated transport. Bases 1250 to 3628 code for a protein of 792 amino acids. Gene Ontology annotation, molecular function: small GTPase binding; guanyl-nucleotide exchange factor activity.
CUGGUUGAAAUAAACAUUUUCAUAGUAGCCUAUUUCCCAUUAUGGCUCACCAAGAGUUUUGUUUGAAAGGCAUUAAAAGCCUGUCUCUUAUAGACACCAUUCCCAAAUGUAGGCAGGGUGAGAGUAAAAAAAUCCCAGGCUAUUAUUUAAAGUUUUACGGUAAUUUAUUCUGAGGGGACAUGGAUGUGUGUGCCAGAUUUCAUGAUCAUCAAAUCGUUUUCAUUUCAAGACAUUUCACUGAGACCCAUAACCAAAUGUUAGCGCUAGACGAAAAGUCAGAAGGAUGUGUUGUCUGAGGAUCAUGAAUGUUUGAAUGAUCUGCCAUAAAAUAGACUGUCAUGAAUUAAUUUCAUGGUAGUCCAUUUAAUCGUUGUUGAGAUAUUCCAUUCUGGAUCAAAGGGGUCCAACAGCAGACCGACUGACUGACCAUUAGUUGGUUUUGGCAUCUUAAUGUGUCUUCAUUGAUGCCAGCCAUAUAGGUCAUUGCCACUGUAUAACUCGUGGUGUUGGCAGGAAAUGGUUUAAACAGACGUGACGGAGCUUCAUGCUAAAAGAAAACCAUGAGUCAUUUUGCCAUGGAAAUGUUGACCAAUCAACAACACCUUGAUGUAGUUUCCGUGAAAGCAACACAGUUGGACAGCCUGGAAAUCAACGCGCGCACACAUGAGAGACAACCCCCCCACCUCCCCCUCAUGCAUCCUCCGCUCUGUCUCUCUACUAACUUUUAUGUAUAUUAACAUCUGUAAUCCAGAGUGUAUGUAUCUCAUUUCUUCUACAGCCGCAAGAUACAAUCUGUAAAAUUUAAGAACACAGAUAAUCUCAGAAUAUUCACUUUUACCAUUUUUAAUUUCUGAGCAGGAGUCAGAGACGGUGCUGCAGAGAGAGAAAAUAAGCACAUGUAGCAUUUUAGAAAACAGGCAGCGUCUUUUAGAGCUGGGUUAACCACAUGCAGAUUUCGGAGGAGGGGAGCUGCCUUCAUCAGCUGAGCAGUUUCACAUGACAAGUGAAAGUGUAUUAUAGGCCAGCAUGCACAAGUGACAGAUGAAGUCAUAUGUGGCAGCCUUACAACAAGUUACCUGAAUUUUGAAACAAACUGUUCUGCACAUGGCAACAGGAAACGUCUUGGGGAUGUAUUUCUGAGCAGCAAAAAGGAAGAGUUCAAAGGAGAGAACAUUGCAUCAUGCGGAGAUAUGUGCUAAGCUAGAGCAGAGCAGAAAAUCUACAUGAACUAACUGAACCAAACCAACACAUGGCGGUUCACAGUUCAGUUAAUGGGACAACGGCCAUCCCGUGGAAGGGCAGCAGGAGGAGGCUGUCGCUGCUGCAGCAGCUGAGGGGAUGUCAGGAGGCCUGGUGCCCCGGGGCACCCUGGGAUAGAGAGGGGGCCCACGCUGCUCUCUGUGGAACACCUGCGGGGAGUUUCCUGGUUGUGCGGGACUCUGUAACGUCUCAGCCCAGCCUGCUGUGCGUGUCUGCUGGAGGAAAGAAUGAAGCAGUUCUUGACUACAAUAUCAGAAGCACAGGCACAGUCUUCCAGCUGUCUGAGUCUCGUCUGUCUUUCUCUGAGUUGGCUCAGCUCGUGCUCUUCUACUCUCUGACCAGGGAUGUGGUGGCUGUUUGUCUUUCCAUUCCUCGCUGGAUCUACAGUGUAACCGAGAAGAGCAAAGAUUGUCUCUCUCAACUUGAACCGGAAACUUGGCUCUCACCACCUGACCAACAGACUGAUGAAAUGACCCACGGGGAGACAAGCAAUUUAAUGUGCUCCAUACAGCUGACCUCCACCAACGGGGCACUGUGUAUCAUCAAUCCCCUCUACCUACGUGAACACGGAGAUGAUUGGCUGACCAACAGGCCGACUGCCGUGAAGUGCCCCACCCAGUCAUCAACUCUCAGACAAGGCCGACGCCUCAGCACCAGCAGAACAUGGAGAGGGGCAGCGUUACAAAAUAAACGAGCCAUCUCGCUGGAACAGGAACCUUCUGCUGCCAGUAUUGAGAGUUCUGGUCUAACCCGAGCAAAGUCAGCUGAUUCACCACAUUGUCCCCCCACCCCGUCAACACCAGCUACUCCAGCAGGGGUGGUUCUCAGGAGGCCCAGCAGAGAUUCUGGCUCCAGCAACCUUGACAGAGUGAGCACGGGGAGCCUUCCUCCAUCUCCUCCCUCCACUCCUGAAAGUUCAAAUCGCUCGUUGUUUGAGUCGCCUCGCCAUGGCAGCCCCGUGCCUCAGUCCCCUCACAGGGUGUCCUGGAUAGAAGAUGGAGUCUGGCUUCCCCCGCCCAGGCCUUCCUCUUUACUCCAGCCCCCAUCACUAGAGCUCGACUCGCUGUCAAUCAGCAGCAUAGAGGAAGAGCAGGAGUCCCAAACAUCAAGCCCUACCACGCACCACCAGUCGGCGCAACGGCUGGCUGACAAGGUCAUACACCGGCUCUCAGCGGUUGGUCAGGCUCUUGGUGGACUGGUAAGUCAGAAGAAAAGACUAACCAAUCGUGUGCAGGAGCUGAGCGAGCGCAAAGGUGGGGCGUUUGCAGAGGCUGUGAAAGGAUUUGUGGAGAUGACACUGAAGAGAGGGACUGAUCCCGACGGGGUCAGGGGGACCGAAUUCUUACAGGAAGUGAGGUCAUCGCUCACGUCACUGAGGGAGACACUGUUGGACCAUCCAGACAUCCAGACAUUGUUGGACAGCAUUACUGACAUAAAUGACUCAGAGAUCGACUCCCUGGUAGAGCUUUCCCUCCACAAGGUGGCUCUGAAGCCCGUCUCAGCACACCUCUACUCCUGCAUUCAUGCCUCCCGGACCAACGACGGCACCUUUGAGCGCCUCCAGAGCAACCUGCGUGUGCUGGAACGGAAAGGGAUAGACGACCUGGGGGGUUCGGCUGGAGUUGGUGUUCCCGAAUCUCUUACCCUGGAGCGGAUCCAGCAGAGGUGGACUAGUAUACAUGAGGCCUACUCCCCGAACAGGAAGGUCCAGAUCCUGCUCAAAGUCUGCAAGACCAUCUAUCACAGCAUGAGCACUAAUGCUAGCUCAGGUACAGUAUUUGGAGCAGAUGAUUUCCUGCCGUGCCUGACGUGGGUGCUGCUCCGUAGCCCCGUUGUCACCUUACAGCUAGACACGGACUACAUGAUGGAGCUGCUGGACCCCACACAGCUACAGGGAGAGGGUGGCUACUACCUUACAACUCUAUACGCCUCUCUUUACUACAUCAGCAGCUUCAAGCCACGAGUGGCCGCUCGUCAGCUCAGCGUCGAAGCCCAAAACUCUCUUAACCAAUGGCACCGCAGGCGCACCCUGCACUGCAACCAAUCCCGCCGCAGCAAUCACCGACGGACCAUUCGCAGGCAGGCGUGUCGGGAGAGGGCUACAGAGAACUCUGAGACAGAAACUGGGAGUAAAGGGGAAAGUGGGAAAGAAUCUGACUCUGUUAGUACUGAUGAGUCACAGCAGCAGACAGAAAGCCCCAAAGAGGCUCUGCAGCUGCUGAAGGAAGAGAAUGGACAAGGAGCUGAGGACGAGUCACAGACGUCCACUCUAGCAUCAGACUGUAAUCAGCAAGACGUAAUAAGGAGCAAACAGGAGGAGAGACAGGCUCUAUGUAUGGCAGGAGAAGAGAACCACAGAGGACUGUAAUGGAGAGAAGAAGAAGAAUGGACCUGACAAGCAAUGAAUGGCGGCCACACAUUUUUGAUCCAAUUAGAGAAUGUCAAAUUAGGCUACCUCAAAAUCUUCUCAGACAAACCCUCCCAAAAGCUGCCACAUAACCCAUAAACAUGUCCUGCUCAGAUUCAUCUUCUAUAGAGGGCAAGAAAAGCUUUUGAUCAGUGUCAUUAACACGCUGGUCUCAGUUAUAUUAUGAACAUGCCGGUACUCAUUAUACUGUUGCCUGAGUUAGUGGUCGCCAACCUGGGGGUCAGGAGUCCUCCAGGGGUCCUAAGAUAAAUUUAAAGGAAUUGUUUAAAGGGAUGAAGAGAUUUUUAUUUUGCAUUUAGCACCUAAAGCUGCUAAAUGCCAGAUAUUUCCCUCAGGAGUUGGUGGAGACCAAAGCAGAUUAAAAAGGAGAGAGAAUAUGUUGCUCUGUGUCUACUGUUUGCUAACAUGUUAGCCAUAACACAUUAGUUAUCUGAUAGGUGUGUAUUUUCGGCUUGACGUGGCGUUCUUCUGCCCUGAAAGUGGCCAGAAAAUCAAUAAUUUAAGCUUAAAAUAAUCGUUACCUAUUUUGCCGGAUAUCAUGGUAUCUUUGUUUUAGUGCUAUAAAGCCUUUUACUUCAGGGGCAUGUCUUUCUGUUCCUCUCUAACUCAGUGACGCUCUUUCUGAUUUACCAAGACUGAAUAUAAUGCUGUUGAACUACCCCUUGAGCUUUUCUCUUUUAUUUAUACACUGUUCCUUCUUUGAAAUUUUAUUUAUAAAGCCAAAGUGCAUCAGGACUUUACAAAGACAAGCUCACUUUGUGCUUCACAAGAAAUCUCAAAACAUAAACAUGUUUUCCUCUUUGGACCACUAGAGGGCAGCAUUAAACCUCCUGUGAGAUGUAUAGCUUUUAGCCUAUUAAAGGUUUUAUUUACAGUUUGCAGAAUAUACACAGUAUUGAUUUUUAAUUGAUGGAAUAAGAUAGCACUGCAUUUUUACUGGGGAAUAUAGUAAAAAGAAAAAAUAUAUAAAAUCUGUAUUGGUUUAUGGAAUUUUCAAAAAUACUGAGAGACAAUGUCACUGUAUGCAGCAACAGCUGUGCAGCUGGUGGGUCCCUGCAGAUGUUUUUUGUUCUCACACAUAAUGCCCACACACACACAAAGUGACAUUGCAUGCACACAAUACUAUAAAUACUGUAGCUCACAUGGAGUAGGUUUAAGGCUGCCUCGAAGCAGGAACAGGAUUGCACGUGUAGGAGAUAAAGUUGAGGCUCUGAAAAUAUGAAAUUGCAGCUGAAAUUAAAGGAGUUGAACGAGCAGUUGUGGUUCCUCACGUUAGCGCUGAUAGUAGCAAUGCCAGUUGCAGUGUAAAGAUUUUAAAAGAUGUUGCAGAGAUAAAGUUAAAGUUGAAGUUAAAGCAAUUAAGUUGAAGUUGAAUCACAAAAUCUUGUUGAAAGGGAAGUUAACGCUGAAGCACUGAACGUUGUUAAAGUAUUUGAACGUCAAGUAGUAGCUGAAGUCAGUUACUGUAAAUGAGUCUGAAAUGCAUGUUUAUCAUUUUACCUCCCUCCUUUUAUUAAAUGCAUUUUCAUAUUUUA